Camelus dromedarius (Arabian camel) is the source of this 948-nucleotide messenger RNA. RefSeq names its product atherin-like. The coding region runs from base 1 to 948 and encodes 315 amino acids. The transcript has 3 exons. NCBI's taxonomy places the organism in Eukaryota, Metazoa, Chordata, Mammalia, Artiodactyla, Camelidae. The record is from RefSeq and is a predicted model, not a curated record.
AUGCGUUGGGCGGACGAUCAGCCUCAGUGGCCUCUUCACUGCCACCGUCGAGCACACAAGUCCGCUCCUCCGUUAACUACCCCGCCCCACCUUCGCCACCUCUACGCGGCCUCGCCACCCCAGGCGGCGCCCCUAGGCUCCGCGGCUGCAAAUCAGGCCCCUCCCUACCGCUCCGCUAGCGGUCGGGGCCCUCCGAGGGAGACGGCCCGGCCGAGCCGCGCAGACACCAUUCCCGCUGAAGGGGCGCCUCCGUCCGGCUCGCAGCAGCCGAGGGCGGAGGCGGGGGCGGGGCGGAGGGUGUCGCCCCCGUCUCGGCCCGGCCUGACUCCCCUGUUCCCACAGCCCGGGCCAAGACCAGCGAGUGCUCCGCCACCGCCGCCGUCGCGCUCUCCUCACUCCCUCUUCCACCGCUCCCGACCUGCAGCUGAAGAGCGGACGGGUAGUGGCACGACCAUUGGCUACGGCCCGCACUCACGUAAGCCGGCCCCGACCCGAACCUCGGGAUGUGACUGGCUGGCGCGGCGCCUCUUUUCCACGUCUGGUCCUGAUUGGCUCUCUCGCACCCCCUUACCAAGAGGAUCGCUCACCCUCCUCCAGGCUUCGGCCUCCCACCCCUUCAACCCCGUUUCCAUCCGGGCGGGAGGGGGACCGGAGAGGGCGCGGGUGCGACGCGAACUGCCAAUAGGAGGGCGGAGAGAGGGCCGGGAGGUGGGCUCUGCGGCCGGCCGGCCCGCGGGGAAAGUUCAGCCAAUGGGCGCGCACCCCACAUCCCGGGCUCAGGAGCGCCCCAGCCUGGCCGCUCGGGUUCCGGCGGGUCGCGCCCAGGGCUACGCCCCGGCUGCUGGUCGCUUGGGAGGGGCGCCCACUGGAAAGGUGGGGAGGAUGCGGCGAGGCCGGCGGGGAGACAGUGGGCAGCCAUUGUGGCGUGCUCCCUCACUGUCUACGUGA